GGGACAGCGGCUUUCAUGGUGCCAGCUGAGCUUCAGGUCAGACACCGAGCAGCUUUGGGAGUUUUCAGAUCCGCAAAGCGAGGAAAAGUUUUGACAAGCGAACCUGCGUGCGGCUUCUGACAGCAGCAGCUCAGCGUUCAGCCUCAGCCCGUGUGUGGAGAGCUUCUGCGGGUGAGAGGCUGUACAAUCCUCGGCAGUGUUCUGAGACUGUGCGGCCCCGAUACCCCUCCAACCCCCCCACCACCCCCACCCCCCUCCAGCCUGGACGGUCACAGUCCGCCUGGUUUCAUGGACUAACCGACAGUUCACAUGUUUAAUGACAUUAUCUGUCAGAGGGCUCCUUCUGACCAGCGCACCUCGAGUACCAACACGUUUCACUUGUCUUGACUCUAAAGUUGGACCUAACUUUGCCGGGGAAUUACAACAUUGUUAUCGUGCAUAAGCGACAACAUGACGGCCGAAAAGGAGAAAAAGAGGAGCAGUUCAGAGCGGCGUAAGGAGAAGUCUCGGGACGCAGCCCGCUGCCGGCGCAGCAAAGAGACUGAGGUUUUCUAUGACCUUGCUCACCAGCUGCCUUUACCCCACAGUGUCAGCUCUCACCUGGACAAGGUCAUCAUGAGGCUGGCUAUCAGCUUCCUGCGCACACGCAAGCUGCUCGCCACAGGCUGUAGCAGCGGCAGCGGCGGUGACGAGGACAGACAGAUGGACAGUCUGUACCUGAAGUCUCUGGAGGGCUUCAUCACCGUGGUAACAUCUGACGGCGACAUGAUAUUCCUGUCCGAGAACAUCAACAAAGUCAUGGGGCUCACUCAGGUGGACCUUACUGGUCACAGCAUCUUUGACUUCACCCAUCCAUGUGACCAUGACGAGAUCAGAGAAAAUCUCAGCCUGAAGACAGCUGGCAGUGGCUUUGGUAAAAAAAGCAAAGAGCUAAGUACUGAGCGAGAUUUCUUCAUGCGGAUGAAAUGCACAGUGACCAACAGAGGACGCACUGUCAACCUCAAGUCAGCCAGCUGGAAGGUUCUGCAUUGUACUGGACACCUCAAGAUGUACAACAGCUGCCCUCCGCGAGGCCUGUGUGGCUUCAAAGAGCCUCCGCUCACCUGCGCUGUCCUGAUGUGCGACCCCAUCCCACACCCGUCCAACAUCGACACGCCUCUGGACAGCAAAACCUUCCUGAGCAGACACAGCAUGGAUAUGAAGUUCACCUACUGUGAUGAGAGGGUAACAGAGUUGAUGGGAUACACCGCUGAGGAUCUGCUGGGUCGCUCAGUCUAUGACUUUUACCACGCCCUGGACUCAGACAGCGUCACCAAGAGCCACCACAACUUAUGUAAUCGUGGGUCAGCAGUCAGUGGUCGGUAUCGUAUGCUGGCGAAGAACGGAGGCUACGUCUGGGUAGAAACCCAGGGAACUGUCAUCUAUAACAGCCGCAACUCCCAGCCCCAGUGCAUCGUGUGCAUAAACUAUGUCCUCAGCGACAUUGAGGAGAAGUCGAUGAUUUUCUCCUUGGAGCAGACAGAGUCCCUGUUCAAGCCAUGCCACAUGAGCAGCUUCUUCAACGCUGGAGGUGAAGGCGUGGCCGGAGAGGCGGGAGAUGCCCUCUUUACCAAACUCAAAAAGGAGCCGGAGGACCUCGCCCAGCUGGCUCCAACACCUGGAGAUACAAUCAUCAGCCUCGACUUCCGCCGCACUCACUUCGAGGAGCCCCAGCAGCCAGCUGGAUACGCACAGGCGCCUGCUGCAUCUAUGCCCCCUCCGGAACCUCCAUCCUGGGCCAGCGAGAGCCACAAGCUUGCCCCUCCAUCAGGCCAAAUCUCUGCACCAGUUCCAAGGGACAUGGUUACCAUGGCCAGUACGUUCACUGUGCAGCGGAAUCCGCCACCGGGCAGCGCCACUCCGAGCCUCAGCAGCUGCUCCACGCCCAGCAGCCCAGGUGAUUACUACAGCUCAGUGGAGAGUGACCUGAAGGUGGAGCUGACAGAGAAGCUGUUUGCUCUCGAUACGGAGAGCAACAACAGUCCUGCAAACACGGAGAGAGACUUGAGUGACUUAGAUUUGGAGACUUUGGCUCCGUACAUCCCAAUGGAUGGUGAGGACUUCCAGCUGAAUCCCAUCAUCCCAGAAUCCGAGCCCCUGGAGGGAGGUCCCGGAGGAUCCAUGGGGAGCAGCAGCAGCCUGACCCAAACACACAAGGCCACGCUGCAGAGUUUCAGCAACAUUGUCAGCCUCUUCCAGCCCUUGUCCUCCCCUCCUCAGUCCCAAGGCCACUACCAGCACCAGCCAGCUGCAUCCUGGGCUGCAAGGGAGAAGAGAGGCUCCAGCCAGGGGUCCGUGGACCCCUGUGCAAGGUCUUGCAUUAUGGGGCAAAUGCAGAGUCCCCCGUACCGGGCUCCAGCCAGCACCCCACUGUCCUCCAUGGGUGGGAGGCAGAACCUGCAGUGGCCACCAGACCCUCUGUUAACCUACCAACAGCAACCACGAGCCACCAAGGCCUACCUGAUGGACGCUUUGUCAGGAGAGGAGCGCCUGCCCUGUCAACAGAACACGCCACAUCUCAUGCAGAAAUAUAGGUCGGCUGACAAUUUUGUUCAAGCCUACAGAGACAUGAGUCCAGCCAGAGUGGCCAUGGCCAACAGUAUCAAGCGCUCCUUUACCCAGAUGUCUGUGGGUGAAAAUAAGCCAUCGGAAAUCUGGAAGAAGAUGAGGAUUGAUGGUUGUGUCGCCAUGGAUCGCUCCCUCAGCACAGGAUCACUGGCAGAGUCGGGGAUGGGAAGGAUGAUGCCAGGCAGCAUGUCUUCCUGUCUCAGCUCUCUGCCGCAACACAGGAAGUGUCAGUAUCCAGAAAAUGGGAUAGCUGGUGCACAUGAGAAACCUGUUCCCCAAAAGAGCUACAACUACACACAGUAUAACAUGCUGGCUUCUACCAAGACUGAGGGUAUAGUCAGCCGUUUGCUGGGCACUUCCUUUGAGUCCUCCUGCCUGCCAGAGUUGACCCGUUAUGACUGUGAGGUCAACAUCCCGCUGCAGGGCAACCUGCACCUCCUUCAGGGCUGUGACCUACUGCGAGCCCUGGACCAGGCCACCUAGAGCCCCGGAUUCAAACCCCGCCAUAGACCCAACUUACUCCCAGCCCUGAGUCUCAACCUGCAGCCUGAGACUUAAGCCUUUCUUUACAUUCAUACCUAUGGGCCUUCUGAGAGCACUGAUGUUAGGCUACCUAUAGGGAAUGGUAUGCAAAACCAUAUCCUGUCCAAUUAAUGUUAUUUGGUCAGCCCCACACUCUGUCCUUUUUUAUAGCUCUGUACCUAAACCAUCUAAACAAGCUAAGAGAUCAGGGCUACUUGCAUCCCUUUACCCCCAAGCUCUGGACAAGAUGCUGAGGUUGACCGCCAUUGUAUAAAAGUUGACCUGCAUUGAGCCACCCACAUACACAUAGAAGCUAACAUGGGUCACUUGGUGAAAAAAGGUAAACAUGGGACAAAAUGAUGCAACACCUGUGUCACUAAGUCUUGACACUGGGAUUUAGCGCCGGUCAUCGGGUCAGCUCUGUGUUUGGUGUUCAGGCUGAACUCGGGCCUAUGGUGUAAAGGGGUAUUAGCAGCGUGGGAUUUAAACACACACAACCUGCCUUAAAGGCCAGCUCUGCGGUUUCUUGCCAAGGCUUAGCAAGGUGGGAAUCCAUGGCCUGGCUACAUAUAGUUAUGGGAUUCAAACCUACAACCUGUAUCUUAUCCAGACCCACACCCUGGUAUGACCUCUAUUGCCAGCCCUACCUUCUCUUUAUCAACGUAUUUAGCUCAGACGAGAAGAUGUUAGUACCUACACAUCAACAGAGACACUGUGUUCUUUCACUUUGUGUUUUUGACCAGCAGUUAAAACCAGCCCACGUUUGUAGUUUCACUCAAAGCUUCAAGCAAGAGUUGGGUGUCAUGAGGGGGUUGUGACUUGUAGCCAUCAAAUGUAUAAGUAGGCUCAUUAAUUCUGCUUACUGACCCCCCCCCUCCCACCCAAGAAACAUAAUCACUGCAGUGCAAUAUGCUGGACCAGAGCACUUUAAAGCGUGGCUAAAUGUAACAGCUGUGGAAAAAUAAUUAAUGGUUGGUAGUAUGGAGUCACAACUUCUUUGGCUUGCUACUUGCGUACGUGGCAAGAUAGAGAAUUUCUUUUGCAUAAAACACUUAAUGGUAUAUGGCAAGUCUGCUUAAGAUAAAAGGACCAGGGCAUGAUGAGAAGCAGAAUCAUAAUCAAAAAUGAUACCCAGCUCUGCUCAAGCGUUUCCCACAUAUACAGUCAUCAAACCUGCCUCUUCUUGCCUGAGUCACUGUAACAUCAUCAACCGCUGUGUUUAAAUAACAAAGUAGCGCAGUGUGAUGAUUCUCACAACAACUGGUUUACAAUAGCAUUCAAUCUGUUUGGGUCAACCUUCAAUGAUGCUUUUUUAUUGUUGUUUUAGUUCUUAUAAUAAGUAUAAUUAUUACUUUAUUGAAUUGAGACAUUUUAGCUUUUAUCAGAUCUCCCCACAUUAUUCAAUCCAAAUCGAUGGGGCACUUUACCAUAUCAAUUAUUCCCUCUCGCAUUUAUUUUUACUCUACCUACCAGAUUAUUAUGUGUGUCCAACUCAGACACACUAAUAAACAUAUUGCAAUGCAUCUACUCUACUGUAAGAAUAUAACGCUUUGUUUUUCUUUAUUCCAUCUUCUCUUCUUAAACAUUGUUUCUCUCAUGCUUGUUUUUUUUCUGUCAGGUAUGUAGAUUGUGUGACUACAGGGUUUUUUUUUAUUGUGCAAUUAUUUCAUUAAGCUAAAGCUUAUAUAGUCAGAAACAAAGCUAGCCUUAUUCACCAAUCGGAUAGCUUGUACAAAAGGUCUGACCUGCACACACUGAAAGAGUUUAUGUGAUUACAAUAUUGUGAGCUUACACACACAAACACACACACUUUACGCAUAUAGACAACCAUAUAAAAACAGUGGUGUACACAAAUAUCUAAGGAGCUGGUAUGAGGAAGAAAAAGGGGCACCUCUCCUGCAAGUUUAAUUUAAGGUUUAAAGUGUUGUAGGCUGCUUAACAAGAGAUUACAUGUACUUUUGCUAGUUUUGCUGACCUUUGUCAAAUGCAGACUAUGCAAUUUUAUGUUUUUUUCUACCCUUCCAGGCAGACAUUGGUUUUCAUUUAUUUCUGUGUAGUAUUAAAAUCAAUUAGCAGAAUUUUGAAACUUGCUUGAGUUGUGUAAUGCAUCAUAGUUGCAUAGUUUUUGGGUCAAAGUUACAAUAUUUGUGUGUGGCAAUGCUUGAUUUGAAAAGUCUGCACUGCAUUUCCUGAUUGAUUUGAUUUAAUUAAUAAUUCUAAAUACUUUAACACUGUAGGCCCGCAACAAAGAUUUUUUUUCGUUAUCAAUUAAUAUGCCUUGGAUUGUCUAUAAAAAUUUACAAAAAUAGUGAAAACUUAUUGAGAGGCAGCAAGUUCAGAUGUCUUGUUUUAUCUGACAAUCAGUCCUAAGCACAUUAUACUGUCCUGUACACGGUCUAAAGUCCUAAGAUAUUCAGGAAUCCUAUAUGGCAAAGAAACAUAUGAUGAUAGCAGAGCAUCUACGUUUACAUGUUCAAAGCUUCAUAUUUGAAAUCAAGCUAUAAAUUAUUUGAGACAUCUUGCGUAACUAUAUUCUAAACUAUGUCAUUCAUGUCCAUGUAGUACAAAAAUGUAUAGAAACUAAUGUCUGCCUGGAAUGGAAGAAAACAAUUCUAAACCGCAGCAACAUGGUUUGCAGAAUGGUUCACUGUAUUGUAAAGUAUGAGUUAGAUUUAUAGUAAAUGGGCUGAACUUGCAAAGUCACUGAAAUGCCCUCUAAGCUAAAAAGGGGGAUAUUUGGGAUGUAUAAUGGGCAUUUGAAUGGGCUAAUCAGAAGUGCAAUAGGGGGGGGGGUCGUAAGUCACUUUGGCUGAUCAGAGUUCCACUUAGUAGAGAUUGAGUUGGUAUUUGGGCUCAUCAGAGAAUGGGGUUACAUGAGCAGCUCUAGCAGCCUCUAUAGCCCCACUGGUGUGAUAUUAGGGCAAAGAUUAAUCCACUUUUCUGGAGCAGGAAGGGCAGUGGAGGUCGCUCCCCACACCCACUUUGCACACCACUGCACAAACCAGACAGUGUAAGGCUAGAUGACAGAAGCAACUGCAUAAUCACGUACUCAUUCAGACUAUACAUAUGUACAUAGCAGCAGCAGCAGCAGCCUGUGAAGUGACUUGAAUGUGGAGUGUAUGUAUGUAUUCUUUAGGAUUAGGACAAGGCCAGUUUUUUCUUUAUAAUUAACGACAUGCAGUAGCUGCCAAUAUCAGAGCGCUUUGAUACAGAAUAUUAUUAGUCGUCCUAAUACACAGUGGACUAAGAUUAAGGAUUCAGGAUUUUUAAUUUCAAACUAGAAACUAAUUUUCACCCCAGUCAUGUCAGUAAUAUCAUCAACAGUAUGCCUUCAGUGAAAACACGUUCUCACAAUAUUUCCUAAUCUAAUUAGUUUUUUUUCCAGGUAAUUGUCUUUGUGUGACCACUUUUUGAGUAUCAGUUAUAGAGCUUUGUACACAUAUACGUUAUGUAUUUAAAAAGACAAAACUAAUGUUGAAGAUAGUGUUUUUAGUGUUUGUGUUCUGGUACUUUGUCCUUAUCUACCCCUGUAGAUGCAGAUCGAUCAGAUCCCCACACAGUGCUGUUUCCUCUCGUGCUGUUUCCGUGUUGUGGUAUUUUUUUUUUCCCUUCAUUGUUUUAUCCUUAAAUACCCUUAAUAUCUUAUCCCUAAAAAUAUCUAUUGAAUCUGUCGACUGGACAGUACUGUUGUUGUUCUUGCUUUAAGACAAAAAAAUAACAGGAAAAGAGUUCAGAUUAAAGAUGAAAAUCAGUUUUCUAAGUUUCACUUUUCAGAUAUGUAGCAUUUUGAACAUUGUUAAGAAGGUGAAGUUGCCACAUAAUCACAUAGUUUUCCAGUUGCAUAUAUAAAAGCAAAGGUGCUUCAUUGACCAUGUAUGCGUCAUUUUUAGAACUUUUAUUACAUCUCUUUGAUCCACUAAUACUAUAUUUUGAUGUUCUCUGCUGUAUGUCAUGCUGAAAGUUUAUUUUAAAUCUAUAUAACGUGCCUUAUAAUGACUUCAUUGUUGUUCAACGCCUACUGACUUUGCCCUUCAAGUGCACAGUUUGUUCCCUUCAACCUGUAACAUAAAUAACUCUGGGGGUGAUUUUUAAUUAAAUCCUAACAUGAUAUUGUAUCCCAUGUAAAAGUUAAACGAACUGGAAAAGAUCCCAAAUUAAGUGAUACAACAUCACAGUUAGGAUGUUUUUCCACAAUAACCCCUGAGGUCCUGUUAACAGAUCCUCUAUAGCCUCAUCGGAUACAUUAAUUUAGAUCAAGAUUCAAGUAGAACCCUACAAGAACUCCAUGUAGAUCCCCUGGUGAUGAAGAGAAAAUUUGUUGAACGGUUUUUAAGGUAAUAAUUUCCUAGCUCAUCAAAUGACCUGACAGUCUGUUGAUGAGGGGUUUUAGGUUUAGGUGAAAAAGAUUUGACUGUACAGUAAGAGUUUUCCUGGAAGGGUCACAGGUUAGAGGGGACAGUAGUGUCCGACCAAGUUCAUGCUUUGCUUUUGCAGAUUGCUUGAUACAGAUGUUAAGAGUCCAUUACUAUCACUCGGCAAACCAAAUUUUCCUGACUUUUAUUUGGAUAUAUAGCUUUUUAUUUGAAUAAACAUGCUGCACAAUGUGCUUUUAAGAUGCAAAUGAUGUGAGUGGUGCUUAAAAGUGUUAGAUUAAGAUUACAAGCAGAUACCUCCUCUAGCAGUUUGGUCAUCUGUGACUUGACCGUGUAGAUAAUACAGUUUAAAAUGAAAGCUAUUCAAUUUCUCAUGAAUGCCUCGUGUAUAGGAGAGACACCAAUAAAAUGAAAUUCAUAAUUUUACGAACUGCCCCAUAUUUAUGGUUUUUGCCAUUAGUUCUACUAGCUACUAUCACAUUUUGGACCAACUCCAUUGCAGAGACAUAGGAAUGAAGUAAAAUAUCAUGAUUUAGAAGCUUAGGUUACAACCAAAUCUGCAGUUUAACUAUAUUACAGUAUCUGAACUACUUUUUUGGAUGGAAAAACGUGAUCUUAAAAGGAGACCUAUUAUACUGCUUUUCCAGUCCAAGUUCAUAAAUUAAAUUUUUGUGAAGAUUAAAUCCAGGUUGUAAAAAAAAAACAAGCCACCUGGGCCACAAGAUGUUUAAUAGGACUGGAGAGGAGCAUUUCCCUGAGAGGGGAUGUAGGCAGAGAAACAGUUUGAACAAUUAUGAAGAUAUGAAAAUAACUGAUGUCGAGCUGAGGGACACAUCUUGCUCAGCCUGCCCACUGACGCAUAUCUCUCAACUCCUCCACUCGACAGAUUACUCAUCUGUUUCUACUCUCACUCCCCUCUUAAUUUUUUGGAAAUUCAAACAAAAUUUGGUUUUCUCUCCUAAUGUUAGCAAUUACUUGAGACAAGAGGCAAUUUUUUCAUUACUCAAAUUAAAAGUUCUUCUUAUUUCAAGGUGAAAAGCCUGCAAAUUGAGCUAUUCCUAUUUGUAAGAUAAUGUAUAGUAUUUAAAAAAACUUGUUAUGUUUUAAAUUCGGAUUUCUGAUUAUAGAAAUCAAAGUUUGUUAGAUUAGGUUUCCAGAAAAGCACCUUAAGCAUGUUUUUAAAUAUUGUCAGAUUUACAGUCAAAUAUAAAACUAUUCUUUAACAGUCCCAGUUGUAUGUUAAUCUCAUGGGACCAAAGAGGUUUUAGGAUUAUAUUACAUGUUCUGAAACAUGCAAAUGGACUUUUUAGCAACUGAUGAGAUUUGAACCAAAUUGUGUUAAUGUAUGUGGAUAGAGUUGGCCAGAUGGAAGUUGAUUUUAAAAAUACAAAUCUAGGCAGAAGGGAAGUCCUGCACCCCAUUUUAAGCUAGCUUCUGCUCCACUAGCCAAGGCAAGACAAUUUAAAAUAAAAAGUUUUUAGAAAUAAAUGUAUACACCUAGUCAUUUAACCAAGAUAAAACAACAAUUAUUUUGUAGCAUUUAAAAACUACACCUCUGAGUCCUUAAAGUAUCUUAGAGGUAUCAUAUCCUAACAUUGUUUUAUCUUUGCUAAAAUAAAAUGUGAAAAUGUCACUGCUUAAGUGUGCCAUUAGAUUACCUUAGAAUAUGAAAACCCCAGAAACUAGACAGAAGAGAGACAACUCAGAGAAUCCAUUAAAACGCAAAUGCUAGUAGCACAGAUGCUAACCUAAAAACGGGUGGGGCUUCAGCUCUCUAUUUAAAGCCUAGAAGGCUUAUCACCAGUCGUAGUGCUCAACAUACUGUGCUGCUUGAAGGGUUUCCCCCAAAACAAAAAAGUGUCAGGAGUCAGUCGACUCCUUCAUUGCACUUCCUCUUUAAAAAACAAUAAAGCAUUUUGUCUUGUGUCUCGUGUAACAGGGUUUUUGUUUUUCCUUAUGGGAUCCAUGUUCAGCUAUUUGUAUUCUGUUUUGUCAAUGUCAUACAGUAAUGUUAUAUUAGCUAGUUCUGUAUUUUUUUUAAAUAAGCUAAAAAUAUUGAACUUAUUAUUAUCAUAUAUUGUUAUUACUAUAUGGGGAACUCAACCCAAUAAGAAGUUUGUGUUUCUGCACUGAUAUCUUAUUAUUAAAGCAUACUGAUCUUAUCCUCCCUCA
This is a messenger RNA of Micropterus salmoides (largemouth bass), 9674 nucleotides long. RefSeq names its product endothelial PAS domain-containing protein 1-like. Gene Ontology annotation, cellular component: cytoplasm; transcription regulator complex; nucleus. The record is from RefSeq and is a predicted model, not a curated record. Gene Ontology annotation, molecular function: DNA-binding transcription factor activity, RNA polymerase II-specific; RNA polymerase II transcription regulatory region sequence-specific DNA binding; protein dimerization activity. NCBI's taxonomy places the organism in Eukaryota, Metazoa, Chordata, Actinopteri, Centrarchiformes, Centrarchidae. Gene Ontology annotation, biological process: regulation of transcription by RNA polymerase II; cellular response to hypoxia.